Molecule: messenger RNA, 1196 nt
Organism: Dichomitus squalens LYAD-421 SS1
Lineage: Eukaryota; Fungi; Basidiomycota; Agaricomycetes; Polyporales; Polyporaceae
Product: O-sialoglyco protein endopeptidase
Exons: 8
Coding region: 1-1101 (366 amino acids)
Biological process (GO): tRNA threonylcarbamoyladenosine modification
Cellular component (GO): EKC/KEOPS complex; cytoplasm
Source: RefSeq, a predicted model, not a curated record
AUGCCUGGAAGAGUCAAGAGGCGUUCACCACUCAAAGCUCCAGAUCGGCCAUAUAUCGCUCUGGGACUUGAAGGCUCUGCCAAUAAGAUCGGCGCAGGCAUCAUCAAACACGACCCGGAUGGCUCAACCCAUGUUCUGUCGAAUGUCAGGCAUACUUAUAUAACGCCUCCUGGCGAAGGUUUUCAGCCGCGCCAUACUGCCUUGCAUCAUCGCGAGUGGGCCCUCACCGUGAUCAACGAUGCCCUGAAGAAGGCUGCGGUCUCAAUGCAUCAUAUUGAUUGUAUAUGCUUUACGAAAGGUCCUGGAAUGGGUGCACCGCUCGUGUCGGUCGCACUGGUCGCCCGGACAUUAUCUCUCCUGUACGACAAGCCGUUGGUAGGAGUGAAUCACUGCGUAGGCCACAUCGAGAUGGGCCGGCAAGUCACCGGGGCUCAUAAUCCCGUUGUGCUAUACGUCUCUGGCGGGAACACCCAAGUCAUUGCCUAUUCGCAGCAAUGUUAUCGCAUCUUUGGGGAGACCCUCGAUAUUGCUGUUGGGAACUGCCUGGAUCGCUUUGCUCGAGUCAUCAACUUGAGCAACGACCCAAGCCCCGGUUACAACAUAGAGCAAGAGGCGAAGAAGGGGAAACGAUUGCUUCCACUACCUUAUGCUACCAAAGGGAUGGAUAUAAGCUUGUCGGGUAUUCUCACGUCCAUCGAGGCCUACACAACGGACAAGCGCUUCCGACCAAAUGGCCCAACCGCGGAAGACGGAGACGAUGUCAUUACGCCGCAAGAUCUGUGUUUCUCCCUCCAAGAGACCGUGUUCGCCAUGCUCGUGGAGAUUACGGAGCGUGCGAUGGCCCACAUCGGGAGCAAGGAGGUGCUUGUUGUCGGCGGUGUAGGCUGUAACGAACGGCUUCAGGAAAUGAUGGGCGUUAUGGCAAGUGAGCGCGGAGGACAUGUCUUCGCCAUGGAUGAGCGAUUCUGCAUCGACAACGGUAUCAUGAUAGCACAAGCUGGCCUCCUCAGCUUCCGGAUGGGUUUCGAGACCCCGCUCGCCAAGAGCACAUGUACACAGCGAUUCCGCACAGAUCAGGUCCAUGUGACAUGGCGAGCAUGAGUUGAAGGGCAAUGGGGCCGAUUGUAUUUCUGUCAACUGUAGUGGUACGUAAACUUGUGUAUCCAUGGUGUGCGCCGAGUUCCAGAACACGCGCC